This is a messenger RNA of Aspergillus pseudonomiae, 897 nucleotides long. RefSeq lists its product as uncharacterized. The transcript is spliced from 4 exons. The record is from RefSeq and is a predicted model, not a curated record. The coding region runs from base 1 to 897 and encodes 298 amino acids. NCBI's taxonomy places the organism in Eukaryota, Fungi, Ascomycota, Eurotiomycetes, Eurotiales, Aspergillaceae.
AUGAACCUCCACCUGCUCACCAUUCCCACUCUUAUCGAGACCACCCAGCAGCCGGCCCAGCUGGUGCACCAAUGGAGCCGUAUUUUCUACAGCGGCCAUCGUAAAGGCCCCGGAAUCGCUUUUGUGACGGGGGUCCUGUACGGAUAUGCGGCGUGGGCCAAGUACUCUGUCGGUGAACCUUGGCAUCACUGGAUGGUCGCCGCCGUCACGACGGUGAGCAUGGUGCCCUACACGUGGAUGUUCAUGAACGCUACGAACACAGCCCUCUUCCUCGCUGAGGAUCAGUUUGAGAAAGGUGAUGUGGAGAUUAGCUUGCUAGAGAGCCUGGACUGCAACUCGGAAACCGAUGCCCAGACAGCCGUCCAAACCCUGCGGGAGGAACACGGGGUGACGCACUUGGACGUGGUAGUUGCCAAUGCGGCCAUGGCGACGAACUUUGGGCCCGCGUCCACCAUGCCUCUCGAACAUCUCCAGGCGCACAUGAUGGUCAACAUGUAUGCUCCGGUCCUCCUGUUUCAGGCAACCCGCCUGAUGCUGCAGCAGUCCAAGCAACAGGCCAAGUUUGUCUUGAUCGGUGCCCCAAUCAGCACCAUCACCAACAUGCACGACUACGCGCGGGCCCCACUGACGGCAUACGGAGUGUCGAAGCUGGCGGCCAACUACAUGGUGCGCAAGUUCCACUUUGAGAACAAAUGGCUCACGGCCUUCAUCAUCGAUCCAGGACAUGUCCAAACCGAUAUGGGGGACCAAGGAGCGCGGCUGAUGGGCCGUCCGCAGGCCCCAACAACAGUCGCAGACAGUGUGGCAGGCAUCUGUGCUCGGAUUGACGAAGCGACCAAGGAAACUACAUCGGGACACUUCGUUAUCCACACGGAUGGAUCUCAACUCUCUUGGUAG